AUGGCCAACAAGAACGCAAAGCACCUCGCCGAGGUCAUUCCCCAAUGUGUUGCUGGAUGUUUCGAUAUUGGCGUGGCCGCAACUGGCUGUGACGAUAACGACUACGAUUGUUGGUGCUACAAAGCGAACCACCAGACCGUCGUCGAUACAGUGGAAGUGUGUCUCAUCAACCAAAAAAGAAGAACGCAAAAAGAAUGUACCGACGAUGAAAUGUUCCAAUAUGAGAACAGUUAUUGGAAGAUUUGCGAACAAUAUUGGGAACCAACUGGAACUGCUACCGAACCAACCUCAUAUCCAACUGCGCCGGCGACCUCAUUAGCGUCAACGAAAUCUACCGAUGCGAGUACAGCGACUUCAUCAGCAGCCGAGAAAACCACAACUGAACUAUCUUCAUGGACCACCACCAUAGCGACCCAAUCCGGCGACUCCGAAGCAGCAGAAGCAACAGGUCCCUCAGAACCAGAGUCUACUUCAGGAGGUCUGUCGAGUGGAGGAAAAGCUGGUGUAGGCAUUGGUGUCGCUCUUGGUGUUAUACUCCUCGGUGUAGCUAUCUUCCUCUGGCUGCGCGAGAGACGAAAGCGACGCAAUAUUGAGGAGAAGCUUCGAGUUGCCGAAGUCGAAAAGGCUGAAGCUGUACAGUCCGGAGGCUACGGCCCCCAUGUUAUGUACGAGAUGGAGGGUGACCGACCUCACGCCGAGGAACUGCGCGGAAGUAUGAGGACGCCAGAGCUUGGCGCAGAGCGAAAGUCAGAUAGCGUGACAGAGGUUGCUCCUGUGAGUCCCUCUGAUAACGACAAGGACUCGACAUUCUCGAGUCGCAGCUACGAAUGGCCCAUUUCACCAGAGAGCCCCAACCGAGAUGGGGCAGGAAACGCAGGGUCUCUGGGUGAAGUGAAAGAUAUAAAUACGCCUAAACCACCUGCUCCUUGA
This is a messenger RNA of Fusarium coffeatum, 930 nucleotides long. RefSeq lists its product as uncharacterized. NCBI's taxonomy places the organism in Eukaryota, Fungi, Ascomycota, Sordariomycetes, Hypocreales, Nectriaceae. The coding region runs from base 1 to 930 and encodes 309 amino acids. The transcript is spliced from 2 exons. The record is from RefSeq and is a predicted model, not a curated record.